UGGCAACCUCAAAGCAAAUCUUUUGCGAUCCUCGCCGUUGAUUGCAUGCCAAGGCAGUCCUAACUAUAGUAACACUCCCUCAGCGAUAGACCAUGUUGCGAUCCAGGGCACUUGUGGCUAGAGCAGGUCGCUCGUUCAGGCCCAAGUCCUCUCCUUUCCUUGGAUUCCGCUGCCUCUUGAUCCCCGACGACGAGAACAAUGGCAACAGCGAUGCGUAUUGGAUGUGCCAUCAUCAAGCAGCACCAAGACGUCACUUGAACACUGGCGGUGGUGGUCGACGCCAUGGAUGGAAAAACUCGAACGAAGACUCGAAGCGAAACAAGAACAAACCGAACUUUGCCAAGGAAUACUUGGAACCAGCUGCUCGGGGAGAGCUCAAGGCAAAGCAUUCUUCUGGAAUUCCCAAACUGGCAGUGCGAAGAUCCAAAGGACACAACAUCAAAGGCGACGACGAUGCGUCCGAGCGCAAGUCCUUGGAUGAACUCGACGAAUUCUACAAAGAAGCAGAAUCCGACGAUACUGACGUCGAUACUGAUGUCGAAGAUGGAAACCUGGUUGCUACCAUGUCGAGGGAUAUUUCCAGAGCUAAAAGAGAAUCCAGGAAUCGAAAGCCUCCAGGAGGUGGUGGAGGGGAAGGUGGCAAGUCGAUGGUGCCUUCUGGAAUCCCUCCUAGCAAACCAAACGAGGUUGUCAGUGUUGGCUACGAUACUGGAAGGACGGAUGAUUAUUGGAAAGAAGAAGACUACGACGAUUGUUUAUUCACGGACGAAGACAAGGCCCUGGCAAGUCAAAUCUUGGGCUCUGAUGGUGCCAUCAAUGAUGAGGAUAUCGAUCCGAUGACAUUAGCAGGAAUGGAAGAGAUUGCCCAAAUUGAUUUGGACGAAAUAUUGAACGCGGAGCUAAGUGACGGCGAAGAUGAAGAAUCUAGCGCUGAUGAUGCUGGCUUGGGCGAUGGAGACGACGAGGCCGAAGAAACACCACGACGAGGAAGGAGAGGGAGAGUUGAUGAUGAUGACGACGACGAAACCAUUCCAAAGAAGCAGAUGAAUGUCAUUACACCCAUGAAUACCAACGAACCGGACUUUUGGAGGGCAAUCAGAAACCACCCCACUCAAUACGCGGAAGUCAGAUAUCACGCAAUCCAUCCUGAAAGCAAAAGGGAACCGAGACCUUUCUACCCUAAGAAUAGGAACAACCCACCAAGUGGCAUCCUUGAUUUCUUCAAGCGAUGGUUGUACAUCACUGGAUUGCCACCAGCACUUCCCGAAGGAGGAUUGAAGCACGGCGGUGAAAAAACCUUGACUACUUUGCAACAGCAGGAAAUUCAAAAGGCUGUUACAAGAUUGUUAGGAGUUUCCUUUGGACAAGUGUUCCCGGCCAAUGCAACGUCUGCCUUUGUGGGAUUCGAGUCCGCAGAGAACCGAGACCUGAUUGUACGCAAGGGACCUUCCGAGUCGAUGCUGACGAGGACAAUCACCAUGGCUCCAUACACUCCGAGCGAGAACGAUAUGAAGCGGGCGUUUUUCCAGGAAAGUACCCCGGGCACCACUGUUAUCCUCGAAAACAUUCCACCAGACCAAUUGUGCAAAGAGACUUUGGGGCGAAACCUUUUCCCCGAGGGAUCAGAUCUUUGUGCAGCAAACACUGCGUCGAGCUUCAAGGUCAACUUUCCCACGCCGACAACUGCAUUAAUCCAAUUUGACUCGGAGGAUCGGGCAAAGUCUGUUGUCUCAUCUGAUCAGGUUGCAGCACGCCUGGAAAAGUUAGGAAAGUACCCAGUCCGAAUGUUCAAGGCACGGCGAAAUCUUGUGCACCAGGGAAUGGAUGGCACUGCUUGGAACCGUGAAAUUCGAACGCCGGGUGCAAAGCUCAUUGUGGAUGGCGACAUGCCGUCCAAGUACUUUUAUCAAUCGCAUGCAGGUGCAAUCAUGCUGAGAAACCUGGAUCGAUCUUCCGUCACAAAAGAGUCUCUCACCGAGUUCUUUCAGCCAUAUUCCGGUACCUUUCGGGAUGAAAAGGGAUCCAUCGAGUUUAUCGAUUGCCUUGGUGGGUUGCCAACCGAUAGAGCAUAUGUCGGUUUUGAUCGAUUGGGCGAAGCAGAAGCUGUCAUGCAGGCAUUUGGGGGCUAUGCUCGAAUCGGAAACACUCGCGUGGUUAUGAAACUUGUGAAAGAUAGAGGUCUUCCGGGUCUUCCAAAGCGAGUGUCAAGACCAGAGCGCACAGAGGAAGAGCUUAUGAAGAGUCUGAACGACUGGGAACAGUACGUCGACCAAGAAGAUAUCAAGUACCUCGAGAAGCAUGGCGUUGCCAAAGUUUUCAUUGAUGAGGCAUUGCGAGGAUUGCGAUUCCAGAACCGUUCCUUUGGUGCUCUUGAUUGGGCGAUGCGAGACGAGAAGCUGGAACCGGAAAAGGAGAGCGGCGACGACUACAAGGAAAUGGUGCAGAUGUAUAUAGAAACACUCAAAGAAUGCAUUGCGACACCCGAAAACCCUGGCGACAUAUUUGAAGGUAUGCACUUCCCUGAUGAGCCAAUAGACAUGACCAUUUUCGACAGGGAGAAGAAGCGGACGAGAGAAAUGUUGAAGAAGCGAGGGCUCUAGUUGCUAGCUACGGCAGCCAUAAUCUGAACUUGAAGUCAGGAACUUGCAACUACGACUAGAUAGCAUAAAGUACCUGUAUUAAUAGCUCAAAGGUGGCCUUUCCAUCUUGAAUCUCUCUGGGAAAGAUCACGUGAGCAAGCCGAAUCGAAUCUGUUCGGUCUUCAUGUAGUAGCUAGCUAGCUAUAGCGGUGACAAAAG
Molecule: messenger RNA, 2798 nt
Organism: Seminavis robusta
Lineage: Eukaryota; Bacillariophyta; Bacillariophyceae; Naviculales; Naviculaceae
Source: the annotation of a GenBank genome assembly